Molecule: messenger RNA, 1578 nt
Organism: Brettanomyces nanus
Lineage: Eukaryota; Fungi; Ascomycota; Pichiomycetes; Pichiales; Pichiaceae
Exons: 1
Coding region: 1-1578 (525 amino acids)
Biological process (GO): amino acid transmembrane transport
Cellular component (GO): endoplasmic reticulum
Molecular function (GO): amino acid transmembrane transporter activity
Source: RefSeq, a predicted model, not a curated record
AUGCCAGAUCAUUACAAGCCAAUAGAACAAGAUUUGGGCGAGCUGAUAUCUGGAGACUUUAAUGGUUGGGAGAAUACAUCAAAGGAUCAUGAAGGAAUUGUAGACUCCAUUAAGGAUCAUGGUGAAAAUGAUCAGUCUAAGGACGCUCAAUUACGAAACCAAGGGGAUGAUGGAAGAGAUAGUCAAUUAGAUGACGAUAUAUUUGUGGGUGCUAGUCAGGAGUUUGAUAACUCUACUGAUGCCAGCUUUGAGCAAUUCGACGUAGAGGAAGGACACUACGAUGCACACCCGUUUGUGAUAGCCAAUCAGAGUUCUGCAGGCAAUUUGAAGUCAGCUUUCUUUAACAUGACUAACUCAAUCAUUGGGGCAGGUAUAGUUGGUAUUCCCAGAGCUUUAAAAAAUAUGGGUUUACUGAGUGGAAUUGUGCUGCUUAUAGUUUUGGCAUUAUUGAAUGACUGGACUUUGAGGCUCAUUAUUCUGAACACGAAGCUUUCAGGUGCAAAAACCUACACAGGAUUUGUGACCAAGAAUUUUGGAAGGAUUGGUAAGAUUGUGGUCCUUUUGUCUCAAGGUUUGUUUGCCUUUGGGGGAAGUGUAGGUUUUGCGGUCAUUAUUGGAGACUCUAUACCGCAUGUCCUAAGAAGUCUCUUCAGUGAGGCUACGAAGAAUUCCAAGUUUGUCGAUUUCAUUCUUAGCAGAAAUGUCAUUAUUGUCUUUUGUGUUGUUUUCUUCUCCUAUCCAUUGUCAUUGGUUCGUGAUAUAUCAAAGCUUGCCAAGGCUAGUGGUCUUGCAUUAAUUAGCAUGCUUAUUAUCAUCAUCAUUGUUGUCAUUAGGGGACCAAGUAUGCCGUCCAAUAUUCGUGGUACUAUAAGUGGUGCUGAUUGGUUUAUUCAAAACGGACUUUUCAAGGGUAUCAGUGUUGUUUCCUUUGCAAUGGUAUGCCAUCACAAUACCACUUUUAUUUAUGAUUCUAUUCGCAAGCCUACUUUGGAUAGAUUCAAUGCCUUAACACAUAUGUCUUGUUUGGUUUCUAGUGUUCUCUGCGCUAUAAUGGGUUUAUCUGGUUAUCUAACUUUUGCAUCAAAAACAAAGGGUAACGUUUUAAACAACUUUCCGGCAGAUGAUUGGGUUGUCAACAUUGCCAGAUUCUGUUUUGGCUUGAAUAUGCUCACGACUUUCCCCCUUGAAAUUUACGUUGUCAGAGAGGUGGUGAAGGAUUUGAUGACUAUUUAUGGGCAAAUAAGGCGAAGAGAUCCAUCAUACAAGAUUGAAAAAUUAUCAACCUCUCAACAUGUUGCUGUUACGUCCCUCGUUUCCUUCCUUCCAAUGGUGAUCUCUCUUUUCACGUGUAACUUAGGCGCAGUGCUCGAAUUGGUUGGUGCUACUUCUGCUUCUAUGAUAGCCUAUAUUCUUCCGCCUCUUUGCUACGAUAAGAUGACUAAAAGGAACAAAACAUUUGUUCAAAGAAUACCACCCAUUGCCUGUAUUGUAUUUGGAUUUGUGGUUAUGAUCGUUUCAUCAAUUCAGACUUUAAGUGAUUCAUUUAGUGGGAAAGAUAGAAGUCACUGCGUGGAAUAG